AUGUUGAAACGGAAGUUCGAACUCAAAUGGCGAAACCUUGUAAUCGUAAUUUUACAGGCACAUCCAUGGCUGACAGAUUCCGAUUGGGAACUACUCUGUCGAUUGAUGGCCUGCCAGAAACUGUCACUAGAAGCCAGCACACACGGCGCCCAGAAUGAGAGACUGCCGCUCCGUUUCAUAGUUCAGGGUUCUCUUCUUCGAGCAGCUCCGGCUGCGGACAUCUGUCGUCGGCUGCUUUUAUGUCUCUUAAAAUUACAACUCACAGACACACCUGAGCAGCAACAUGGUGCUGCCGGAAAAGUGGGAAUGUGCACCAUUUUCCCUUCGUUUGGAUCGCAUGCCCAGGAGAAGAACAUGAAAGGAAGAAGUGAGAAGAAAUUGAGAAAAAGAAUGAAUGAGGUGGGUUUUAGAGGCCUUGCAAUGGCGAAAGGACAAAAAUGCCCCCGGUAUGGGAGUUACUAA
Lactuca virosa is the source of this 462-nucleotide messenger RNA. The record is from the annotation of a GenBank genome assembly. NCBI's taxonomy places the organism in Eukaryota, Viridiplantae, Streptophyta, Magnoliopsida, Asterales, Asteraceae.